This is a messenger RNA of Cutaneotrichosporon oleaginosum, 2097 nucleotides long. RefSeq lists its product as uncharacterized. The record is from RefSeq and is a predicted model, not a curated record. Gene Ontology annotation, molecular function: inositol hexakisphosphate binding; phospholipid binding; translation initiation factor binding. NCBI's taxonomy places the organism in Eukaryota, Fungi, Basidiomycota, Tremellomycetes, Trichosporonales, Trichosporonaceae. Gene Ontology annotation, cellular component: nuclear pore; cytoplasm; nuclear pore cytoplasmic filaments. Gene Ontology annotation, biological process: poly(A)+ mRNA export from nucleus.
AUGAAAUUCGCCAUCCCAGAUUCCGAUUCUGACGACGACUACGUCGCUGUCGUCCAAGAUGAGAGCGGCUGGCUCUCAGACGACAGCUACGUCCAGGAGCCACCCGAUCUCACACGCCAACCGCUGUCAAAGCUGGGCAUGCACAUCCGCAAGAUCUUUUUGUCCGACAGCGAGGACGAGACCAGCUCGGAAGACGACAUCGGCAACGGACGCCGCAGCCACCGCAAGUCAAAGAAGUCUUCCGUACUCCGCAAGCCGAAGCCAAAGUACAAGUACCGCCCCACGCAGCGCUGGCCCCAAUUUGAGCCCUCGUUUGCCGACGUCGUCCGCGACAGAAGAUAUGACGAAUACGACAAGUGGGUCCGCGAGACCAAGGCCGAGGCUUGGAACAAUGGCCUCAGGUUGAUGGCGAAGCGCCAGGCCGACUUCGACCAGCUAAGGGCUGACGCGCUGAAAGAGCAAGAGCUUCAGCAGCAGCAAAGACGCGACAGCGAGUCCAAUGAGCUCAUGGCUAUGAUGCAGGCCCUCCAGCUGCGAGUUGAAGAAGAGGAGAAAGAGCGCACGCGGCAAUUUGAGGAACGCAAGGCCAAGCUGUGGGCCGAUAUCGACGAAGUAAUCAAGAUGGCCGAGCGCCGGCACGUCGAGGAGCAGGCUGCGCUGGCCGCAGCCGAAGUGAAGCGCAAGGAGGAGGAGGCGGCGCAGAUUGUGGCGGCCGAGAAGGAGGCGUUGGCAAAGAAGGCCGAGGCCGAGCGGCUGGCGAGGCAGAAGGCGGAGAAGGAGGCCGCCGACCGCGCUGAGCGUGAGCGCGCGGAGAAGGACGCACAGGCCGCACAAGAGGCGGCUCAACGCGCGGAAGCAGAGGAGAAGGCUGCUGCCGAUGUUACGAUGCGCGGGCGGCGCGAGUGGACGAAGUGGGUCGACAUCCAGAAGUGCAUGAAGAGCGAGGUCAUCAACCCAGCCAAGGCCAACCGUGAACUACGCACGUCUCUCAAGCCCACUAUGCGUCUUAUUAACCGUUGGAUCGGACAGGUCGUGAACACCCAGGAGAAGAUCAUCGGCGUUACCAAUGACCUUUGCGCAAAGUUCAACGAGCAGCUUCCUUCGGCGCCAAGCGCCGCCAACCCAGUGGUUUUCGGCGAGCAACUUCACGUCCCAUACUACUACCUGCUUUCUCACACCGCCAAGGCCCUGGUCCGGCAAGCUGUAGGCGAGGUUGCAGCCAAGCCUGAGGCUGCCUACCCACUCGCUCGCAUAGUCAUGGGUAUUAUGCUGCGCGGACACCCUGCGUUUGGCACCGUUGUGUUUGCACGUCUAGUGAAGAAGUGCCCUUGGGUAGUGCCGUACUGGCCAGUGCGCACAGAGGGACAGUCGCGCGCCGAGUUCGAGAAGUCGACAGGCCAGCUCGCCGACGAAAGCCACGACGAGUACAUUCGUCGCAUGCUCGGCAUCGUACGCCUAUACUUUGCUGUGCUGGCGAUCCCCCUCGCGAGCCUCGCCCGCUCUCUGCCGACGCAGCCGACGCCCCAGCAGCUGGUCAAGCUCGUGCCCGAGGAGUGGCGUCUCCCCGCCGCAUGGACGUGGGUCGCAAGCGCGCUCAAAGCCGGCCUCGCCAAGCAUCCGGUGGUCGGGCCGCUCCUCCUCGCGCACAUCGAGGCGGUCGGCCCGGCCCUCGUGAAGACGUACGGCCCAUUCCAAGUCGGCAAGGUCUUCGCUGCUGAGAAGGCUGGCGUCGCCAGUGGCGCAAUUCGCUGCGACACGCCCGCCACGCGUUCGACAAUCACGGCAUUGGUCGAGGAGUGGGAGCAGAAGCGCCAGCUGCCAAUGCCCAAGGGCAUCAACUGGUAGUCUCCCCUCGCUGGUCCGUAUAUCUGUAUCGCCUAAACACCACGUUGCCGCCAGUCAUGGACAUUCGCGGGUGGGGCGGAGGGCGCGGAGCAUCAGAUAGAGCGCCAUGUAGCAACAUAAUUGUAGAUUUUGCAUCGAUGCAUGUACACUUCGGCUGCAGGGGCCAGUCGGGCGCCGCCGAGAGGGGUAUGGGGACAUGCUCAAUACAAAGUUGCAUCUAGAUCUUCGCAGCUAUCGCAACUCCCGCCGCGU